Molecule: messenger RNA, 543 nt
Organism: Helianthus annuus (common sunflower)
Lineage: Eukaryota; Viridiplantae; Streptophyta; Magnoliopsida; Asterales; Asteraceae
Exons: 1
Coding region: 1-543 (180 amino acids)
Source: RefSeq, a predicted model, not a curated record
AUGGAUUCAAAGCUUAGUGCUCACACUAGUGCCCUUAUCUCUGAUGACACUCUGUAUCGUAGCCUAGCUGGUGCUCUACAGUAUCUCACCAUCACUUGCCCUGACAUCGCAUAUGUUGUUCAACAGGUUUGCCUCUUUAUGCACGCCCCACGGGAACCACAUUUUCAGUAUUUGAAGCGUAUUCUUCGCUACCUAAAGGGCACUAGUGAACAUGUUUUUCAUAUUCGGCCCUCACCCUCGUUGAAAAUCACCGCUUAUUCUGAUGCCGAUUGGGAAGGUUGUCCGGAUUCUAGACGCUCAACAUCGGGGUAUUGUGUGUUUCUUGGAGAAAAUUUAAUAUCUUGGCCCUCCAAACGACAACACACUGUCUCCCGCUCCAGUGCUGAAGCCGAAUACCACGGAGUUGCCAACACUGCUGCAGAAACGAGCUGGGUUCGUAAUCUACUUCUGGAACUUCACAUACCCACUCGGGAGGCCACCAUUAUUUUCUGCGACAACGUGUCGGACGUUUAUUUAUCUGACAACCCCGUUCAACAUCAAUGA